AUGUUCAUCGUGCCCGCGGCCCUGGUACCGCUCCUGGGUGCCUCAGCGACCAGCCCCUCUCCUCCAGGUCACUUCCCGUCUCGUUCGCCGACCCUCCCAGGACAGGCAAAGGCCCGAAGAGAGCCGUUCAGCACUCCAUCGUUUCGCAUGGAAGACGACCAUAAGCCCUUCUCUUCCUCCUCCGCUGCAGCCGCUGCGAGCGAGGGCGCGUCGCACGCGCUCCACGUCCGCCAGCCCUCGCUCAUGCAGACAUCCUCCGAGCUCCGCGCCUCCAGCGCGCCCGCGCAGUCCACCUCAGAACUCAACCCUUCCCGCUCUCUGUCUCGUAAAUUUGGAGCCUUUCUCCUCGAGCCGCCGAGAGGUGCACGAGGCCUUAAGGGGUUUCUCAUGGAUGGGGGCCGUGAUAACGGCGGGGCUGUGACCCGCGGUCUAGAGGGCGCCCAGUCUCCACGGUCUGAGGGCGGUGCAGGCGCGGAGGAAAGUGAAGUGCUGCAGAAGCGUCGCGACGAGGAGGCGUUGGGCCGUGGAGGUUUCGACCUUCACACCGGCAGGGGCAGUGUCGACGACCUAACAUCUCGUGCGGCGCGCGAGGCGGGAUCUGCUUACGCCCUCUCGACGCCUGAGGAGAGAAGGCAGCCUCUUCUAGGGCAGCCACUGAGAUUGAGGACCGCCUCGAAUGGUGGAAGGCUUCUGCGGCCGACCGCCACGCGAGACGUCGCAGCAGUGCCGGCGGAAAUGUCCUUCGUGAUCAACUGGCAGAUGCUCGGUGCAACGAUGGCAAAUCCGAUGCUGCAAGUGACCGGCAGUCCUCUUGCGCAGCGCCCACUCAUCUUCGAGCAACCCGACCCGGCAGCGGCAAUGAGUCAGCAUGGGCCGCUCAUUGCGGUGGUGGCGGGGGUCAUGGUCGUUGGCUUGGUUCUAAUGUUGCUCUGCUGCUUCAUGGUGAAGCGCAAGCGCGCACACGAGGCGUACAUGAGCGCACCUCUCACCAUUCCGACGCAGACUUAG
Molecule: messenger RNA, 1008 nt
Organism: Besnoitia besnoiti
Lineage: Eukaryota; Apicomplexa; Conoidasida; Eucoccidiorida; Sarcocystidae
Exons: 1
Coding region: 1-1008 (335 amino acids)
Source: RefSeq, a predicted model, not a curated record